AUGAAUAAUCAACCACGUAAUGAUAAGAAAUCGCAAUUAAACAAAAAGAAGACUAGGCUUUACGACAGUCGAAAUAUCAAAGCACAAAACAAUGAUGCUUCUUAUGAUCAAAAAGACACCAAAUUGAAUGUGCCUGAAUUUUUACAAUCAAGAAAGUAUGAAAUUAAUGCAUUUGAAUUGUCGCAAUUGAAAAGCAAACAAGCAUUGAAUUCACGAUGUUUUCAAAAUUUGCCUCGACUGAUGAGACGAAGAGCUGCGUCCCAUCAUAUAAGUCGGAUUCCCAAAAGAUUGAGAGCCAAAGCAUUGAGGGAAAUGAAAGGAGCUAAUGCACCUUCAAGAAAAGUGGCUAGGGGAAGAAAUUUAUACAAGUUGUUGCAGAGGCAGAAGUUAUUAAAGGUGGCAUCAAGAAUGAAAAAAGAAAGGUGUACUCCAGGAGAAAUUUGGACAAAGUGUAAUAUACGUGCCAAACAUAAGGAGAUUUCAAAGACAUUGGAUCAAAGAUGGACUCCUCUGGAGAAGAAGCUCAAUAAUUCAGUUGGUUCAUUUGAUCAUACGGCAGUAGGAUUUAGGGCUCUGCCUCCACCAAUAAGUAUAAGGUAUGGCAAAAGGCAGCUUAAAUUCUCAUGGAUUCCAACCCACAUAUGGCACGCAAAACGCUUCAAGAUGUCGAAAAGAUGCCAUUUUCAAAUUCCUUAUACUCCAACACAAAAAUGUUUCAGGUUAAUGAACAGGCAAAACAAGUACAAGGCAGUGUGUUUUGAUACUUCAUACAGGGGUACCUUGACGCUCACGUGGACACGCGACACAGCCGUUCCCUAUUUUGUAGGGACCUUGCUAAACAGAACGAUUGCCCCUUCUUCGAUUUUAACUGGAAAGAGAUCAUACAAUGGUUUGAUUUAUAUUCGAAAAGAGCCAGUUGCUUUCGGUUGUAUUUAUCUUUCAUUAGAGAGUAAGGUGAUGUUUAUACAAGUUCAAACGGACAACUACGAGAAACUUGUGGAUUCACUUAAAUUCUUUAUUUUACGUGAUUGGCCUGGAAUAGAGCUCACCGACUGCCGGUACAGCUUGGGUAGCAUCGACUUGCUGGGGCCAUUAAGUUUACAAUACUUGAGCAAAGUUUUGCAUUUGCGAGAUCCAUCUGAGGAAUUGAAAACUGUUUGGGCGUCGUUGUCUUCACACAGUGACAACUCAUUGAUCCCAGUAGGCACUACAUUGAGCUUCGAGAUAUACGAUCCUCGUCUUUGGACUAGACCUACAAAAUUUCCCAUCAAAAACGAACAAGAUAUUUAUGAUACGGUAAUGCUUCUAAAUAACAAGUGUGUUGCGGACCCCAAAACGCUCAAGUCAUUGUUCUCACCUGAAGGGAGAUACGCGUCUUAUGAAAACCAACUAUCAAUCAAAGAAUUGGGAAGGAUUCAAAGUCACGGGACGCCAUUUGAAAAAGUACUGCAUAGUACUAUUCCACUUUUGUUGACUAAGACUGAAGCUCAAACGUGGUCAUUGAUAUGCCCUUGGUAUUGGACCUUGCCCAUUUGGAUCCAGUUGGUGAAGAUACCUGGUAUCAAAGCAGGUGGAUUGAAGCAAAUUUAUCAGUUCAAUUUUGAGAAUAACAAACCCACAUAUCCAUAUGAUUAUGCAUGGACCGAUGACGGGCAAAAGUACAAUUGCAUGAUUGGUGAUUUGAGUCGAGGGACUGACGCUAAGAAGCCAAAGAAGUACAUAUCGUUACAGAAAUCGGAAGAUCGGUUCAGUACCCUUUACGAUGCCUACACUUGUGACUGGCAUAACUUGAAGUGCGCAAUAUAUACAUUGCAAAGAAUGGAAGAGGCAAAGAGGAACUCGUCGGGUUCUCCGGCAAUCGCAAAUUCCUUUGCGACCAAAGUAGCGCAUGCAGUCUAUGCCAACAAGAUCCAAGAUAAACAUAAAAGUAUUUUAUCAGUUGUGAGACCUUCUGAGUUUAGAAAAGACCGCUUUUUAUUAGAAGCAGAAGAUGGCGAUUUAUUAUUAAAGAUGCUCCCCAUUGCUUUGAUUUCACUCAAAACAAUUGGAGAAGGAGUUAUUGAAAACAAUGCUCGAAUAUAUGAAAAGAAUAUCUGUAAGGAUGAAUAUGUGGUUGGGUUUGUCACUACAGGUGGCUUGAAUUUGAAUGAAGGUAAAUUCACGGGAAUUGGUGGAGUAUUUUUGACACCACAUUUAUUGAAAAAUCCCAAAAAUCCACUUUAUGUGAGGAACCCAGGAAAGGAAUUGAUGUAUGCUUGUCAGUACCGGUUUAUAGAGCAAUAA
This is a messenger RNA of Lodderomyces parapsilosis, 2283 nucleotides long. RefSeq names its product ribonuclease P/MRP protein subunit. Gene Ontology annotation, cellular component: ribonuclease MRP complex; nucleolar ribonuclease P complex. Lineage: Eukaryota; Fungi; Ascomycota; Pichiomycetes; Serinales; Debaryomycetaceae. Gene Ontology annotation, biological process: tRNA 5'-leader removal. Bases 1 to 2283 code for a protein of 760 amino acids. The transcript has a single exon. The record is from RefSeq and is a predicted model, not a curated record.